This is a messenger RNA of Lindgomyces ingoldianus, 606 nucleotides long. RefSeq lists its product as uncharacterized. Lineage: Eukaryota; Fungi; Ascomycota; Dothideomycetes; Pleosporales; Lindgomycetaceae. The record is from RefSeq and is a predicted model, not a curated record. The transcript is spliced from 4 exons. The coding region runs from base 262 to 489 and encodes 75 amino acids.
UAUCAAACACCUGCGUAGAGAGGGACCCCAUACCUAGGGAUGCGCGCAGGCUGAGAGAUCUGUUCGAACUAAUCUGGUCGAGGAUGAGAAGCAUGGCCAAACCUUAGAGGAUGUCUGGAAAUCGAGGCGCGGAACCCGUGCCAAGCCGCUUAGUCACCCUCUGGGUCACGUCACGCUCUCAACUCUACUCACUUCGAAGCUCAAGCUCCAACGAGUACCACAACCUCAAACCUACCUGCACCGCCCCACGAACUCUUCAAAAUGGCGGGCCACAAUAAAGGAGCGAUGCACCAGGAUCCGGCGCUCAUCAGAUACAACAGUAUGUGGACGAAUCGACAUAAGUACUUCCGAUGGACACCACGCACCGCAUGGAUCACGUUCGUGUACAUGGUGCUAGUUCCACUGCCGGUCGGUAUUGCGGGGUAUAUGACAGAGGGGAAGUACAACAUGCGUGGCAAGAGGAGGGGUGACCUUAUCUCAGAGUACUGAGUGCCACUGAUCAUGUGCUGGGGAUGAGGGGCUGGCGGUGAUGUAGUGCUGAAAAGUGGCCAAUGGCCAGCAUUGUGUAUAUAUUGGGCAACCACAUUAAACGAAAUAGUUCAACAA